AUGAUCUUUGGCACCAUCCCUAAACAACUCCCGAGACUGUUCUUCGGACCAGACGCUGUGGCAUUUGUUGAAGCAACAAGAUAUGUCGGCCUGAAUGUCCGGUCCACACACAGACAUAUCUUUGCUGAUCACUAUCUUAAGAAGGCGAGCAAGGGGAGAGCUAUUGCCAAUACAGUCCUAGGACUCCAAGCCGUGAUCGGGUCACUGCCAGUGUGGGAUGCGCGUAAACUGUACAUGGCGCUGAUAGACCCCCAUCUGACCCAUGGCUGUGAGAUCUCACUGGACACCGACUUGAACCUGCUGAAGGAGCUCGAGGACAUUCAGCACGAGUUCUUACGGCGGGUUCUAGGCCUUGGCAAAUGCUCAAUGCUUACCCCACUCUUCACCGAAACAGGGAUCAUGCCGAUCCGAUACCGACGCCUAAUCUUGGCGCUGUCAUAUCUCAAGUACUUGGUCGGAAUUGAUGAUGACACCAGGCUGGUGACUGCUGCACGCAGAGACUCAAUAGCGCUGGAUGCGGCCGGGGCAGACUCGUGGAUGAGGGACUUGAAAGCUGUAUUCCAAAGCUUACCAUUUGAGUGCCCGCUCCCUCCACCCCCCUCGCUCACAACCGCAGCCAUCGAUGAUCUCAUCAAGAAGCUGAAAGUUGCCGUGGGUGAAUACCUGCAGCUGGAUAUUGAUCGAUGGGAUAAUCCGAAGCUCUACCUCCUGAGGGGACGCCUAGAACCGGAUACUAGAGGACGACUGGUGCAGAAAUCUAUACACCUCCGUCACUACCUGUCUGUUACCAAUCCAGACCACCGGAAAACCCUCACCCGGCUACUCCUCUCCAGCCACUCACUAGCGAUUGAGAGGCUCAGAUGGACAGAUGCCCGCCGGCCUCGGAUUGAUCCGAGCGAGCGAAAGUGCAGACUAUGCCGCAACGCCCCAGAAACGCCGGAACAUGUCCUGCUCAUAUGUGCUGGAGACACUAGUCUCAUCCAACUGCGCGUCACGUUUAUGACCAAAUUCAAACUCGAUGUUCCCGCUACGCCACCACUUGAGUCAAUGCCAGAGAUAGAAUUUCUCAAGCGUAUGUUAUUCCACCGGGAAACAAUCGGACUCGUGGCGAAGUUUGCGUACGAAGUUAUGGCAAUUUUUGAGUCUAAGCCGAUGCACCAACCAGCAUCACCCUUACACUGGCUCAUUCAGGCACCUUGA
Mycena citricolor is the source of this 1200-nucleotide messenger RNA. The record is from the annotation of a GenBank genome assembly. Lineage: Eukaryota; Fungi; Basidiomycota; Agaricomycetes; Agaricales; Mycenaceae.